Pyricularia grisea is the source of this 357-nucleotide messenger RNA. RefSeq lists its product as uncharacterized. The transcript is spliced from 3 exons. Bases 1 to 357 code for a protein of 118 amino acids. Lineage: Eukaryota; Fungi; Ascomycota; Sordariomycetes; Magnaporthales; Pyriculariaceae. The record is from RefSeq and is a predicted model, not a curated record.
AUGCCCCCUGACAAGGAACAGCCUCACAUUGUCUUCGUCGUCUGGUCUUUCCUUCUCAACUUUGUAAUCUUUAACCCCCAGCCAGUCAGCAUAGAGCGAUCCCUCUCGUCUGGUCCCAUGCCCCAGCGCAGCCCAUUCUCCACCUUGACCACCAUACGGAUCAGGUUGCGGUCGUACAUGCCUUCUAGGUCGUGCUUUGGGCAGCAGAUCUUGGUCGCCUUGAUGAACGGCGGCGCCUCCUUGGUGGUGCCGUUGAAAAAUGUAGGGCAGUUGUUGAAGCCGAACCCCGGCCAGCAUGGCUGCACGAUGGCCAUCCACUGGCACUUGCACGAUGGGUCUUUGAACAUUGCUGCUUGA